AUGAGAUCAAUUGGUGCUGCAGAACGUGGAUUAGAUUUAAUGCUUAUGCGUGUUACCGAUCCUUCUCGUCGAACUUUUGGAAAAUUACUAGCUGAACGUGAAACUAUAAUUGCUGAUAUUGCACAUUCACGAAUGUUAAUUGAUCAGGCUAGGUUACUCGUUCUAAAUGCUGCAGAUAUGAUUGAUAAAGUAGGUGCCAAAGGCGCCUUGAAAGAGAUUGGUAUGGCAAAGGUUAUAGUACCAAACAUGUUACUUACAGUUAUUGACCGGUCAAUCCAGUCUCAUGGAGCUGGUGGUUUGUGUGAUGAUUUUCCACUUGCUUCCCUUUAUGCUAAUGGGCGUACUUUAAAAUUUGCCGAUGGACCUGAUGAAGUACACAUACAACAAGUUGGUAAAUUAGAAUUGAAAAGAGCAAGUAAAGUUAAAGAAGAGUAUGAAAAAAGACCAAAAAUUAAAAAUGUAAAUGCAAAAUUAUAA
This is a messenger RNA of Dentiscutata erythropus, 477 nucleotides long. Lineage: Eukaryota; Fungi; Glomeromycota; Glomeromycetes; Diversisporales; Gigasporaceae. The record is from the annotation of a GenBank genome assembly.